Molecule: messenger RNA, 2988 nt
Organism: Ambispora gerdemannii
Lineage: Eukaryota; Fungi; Glomeromycota; Glomeromycetes; Archaeosporales; Ambisporaceae
Source: the annotation of a GenBank genome assembly
AUGGAAUUCUCUGAAAGUUCACGUAUUCCUUAUCGUCUUUUGAAUCAACAUGGUGUUAAAGAACAAAUAAAAUUAUACACAAUAUGCCCCACGAUGGAUUUGAUUGCUGCUUGUUCUGUGUCCGGUGAGGUUUGGGUCGCGCGGUGGUUUGUUGCAUUAGAAAAGAUAUGGACCUUGCCAACUCAACGUUACAAUGCCGAAAAAGUUGAAGCUUUAGCAUGGCGACCUGAUGGUAAAGUUCUCGCCAUUGGAUACUCGAGUGGAGUAGUUCGUCUUUUCAAUGUCGACACCAAUGAAAUGAUACAUGAAUUAUCACAAAGAUCUGCACCAUCCCCUUCGUCUCCGUUAUCGCAGUCAACAAGUAAUAACGCUGACAGCGUAGCAGGAAUAAAUUUUCUUACUUGGUUAGAUGAUAAAGAAAAUAAUGAUCAAGAAGCAUUACCCAUUUCCCAGUACCAGGACCCUAACUAUUUGAGUACUUAUCCUGGAGAGAAAUACAUGCCACGUUUAAGCACCAUCCCAGGCUCAAAAAUUAGUAAAAUAUUAGGAUAUCCAAGUGAAAUUGAUGAUGGCGAAGAUACUGAAGAUGAAAUGAAUAAAUCGAUUGAUUUGCUUGUUGCUGGUGAUACAGAUGGUAAUUUGCAUCUAAGUGUUUACGGAAUCUAUAAUCUCGAAUCAAUUUCUUUGACUGAAUUUACCAAAUCGCGGAACGCGAAAAUUCUUAGUGCUUCUGUAUCUUCUGAUCUAUCACUCCUGGCUCUUUUGAUCCUUUCCGAAGACGAAGAAAGCGAUUCAUCAUCCACUAUGGCUGAAAAGAAACAAAAACGUUAUAUUGAAUUGACUUUUGGCACCGGAUUGCUUCAUACUCAUAAACCUGAGAUUCGCAUUCUCUCUCAAAGAUAUACAAUUAUCAAAUUCCUAAUAAAUUAUAUCGUUGAAGGUAUCAAGAAAAUGGAAUCGCAAUAUGAUCAUAUGAAAGAAUCUGCAAAAGCUUACACCGAACCUUUUCAAGAAGUGCUGGAAAAUCAUGAAGUAAAUACGACAUUGAGGGCCGAAUUCGUCAGAUUAUUAGCUACAGGAAGACCAAGUGUCACCAUGAGCGAAUAUAUUGAAAGUCGUCUAACGAAACGCGGAUUAAAAGAUUGGGAAAAUAAAGGCUUGAAAAGCCUGGAGCAAAUAAGAGAAUUUGUUCAUGAUUAUGUUCGACCCUGCUGUGAAAGAUUACUUUUGCAGAUAACGGCGCUUGUUGGUUAUAGUAAAUGGCCUCAAAAAUUUGAACAACUUGGGCUUAAAGAACAAUUUGUUCAUUCCUGCGUCAUUCUGAUUGGGUAUUUAAUUGGACGAUUGGAAGAACUGCUGUCGGUCAUUGAUAAUGAAUAUCAGAAUUUCAUGGAAUUUCAAGAAUGGCUUCAAACUGGCAUUGACAUUAAAAAUGUUUCUGCAUAUUUACGCAAUUCACUGGACAAAGGAGUUCUUGAUGAGUUCUUUGUAGAACCAUCGUACAGUGUAAUACAGUCAGAAAAUGAUUUUCCCUCAGAAGCUUCAAUAUCGCCUACACCAAUUCCUCGCACCACAAAAGUUCCUGAUCCUUUUGAUUAUUCGGGAAGCCCUAGUUUUCCUACAUAUCCAUAUGAUUUUACACGAAUCAAAUCAGAAAACGAGAAAAAUAAUAAUCAUUCAAACAUUAUUCGUUGGUAUAUUGACACACUGUCCGAAAAGUGUUCAACUCUCUACGCUUCAACAGCCAAUAAUGUGGCAAGAUCUGUUGUGGCAAAUAAGUCGAUUGUGAUUAUAGAAUUUGAUAAUGAUGAAGUAACCAAAGAAUGGGAUGCGCAAGGAAAUCCAUUAUCAGCAAAAUUUUUGAUUGACAGUCGAAUUGUUGUAAAGAAAUCAAAUACAUAUCACUAUGUUGCUUUCUUUCUUCCACGCUCAUUCUUUAAGACUGAAAAUCAUACUCUGUGGAUAGUGAGAUUUUCCUUCGAUUCAAUACAUCAUCAGCAUCAAGCUAACCAAGACUCGCGUAUACAAAAUAUAUGUGAAGUGUCAUGUUUACAACUUAAGACUGAGAAUAACUCGGAUGAUGACAAUCUGGCUUUAUUAGAUCUUCAAUUCCUUAAAGACGAAAGAUUGCUAAUGCUAACAAACACAAUUAAUGAAGAUGCUGGCGAAAUAUAUUCGUUAUCGGAGUUAAAUUACAUCGAGCUAAACUAUACCAAGCUAGAAAAUUUACACAAUAUAGUGGAAAUAGUUGAACAGGCUUUGAUUAAGCUCGAUAUAAAUGAAUGUCCUAAAGUCCAAUUUCAGAAAUCACGCAUAAUCACACAAUUCCGGCCCUCAAAAAUCGCGACAAAUCGCGAAAUUUUCGUGCUUAAAUUUUCACAAUCGAACUCGAAAUUAUCUGUCGCUACAAUUAAUGAUUUCAAGGAAGAUCUAUACGCAAUACUAUGUAGCUAUAAAGACAAAUGUAACAUCCACAUGUAUACCAAAAACAGAGCGACAAAAAUUUUAUCGAAUUUUAAUUUUUCAUUCUCCACUGCCGAGGUAAAGCAAUUUAUUAAGAACCUUGAAUAUCGUGAGGAAACGCGAAUUAAUGUAACAUCGACUUACACUGCCACAGUAUUAAAGGACCAGCAACAAAACCAAAAACUUAUUGAUCAAUUACGAGAAACAUCCAAUUCGGAAAAGGGAAAGGAGCAUGAUGAAGAACCCUUUGUUGAAUGGGAAUUUGAUACACCGAAACCAAGUUGGCUGGAUAAAAUAGCACACGAGCGUGAUUCAUUAAUUUACAAUGCUUUUAAUUGUAAUAAUAAAAAGACUAAAUAUGAAUUAUCUUUAAAGAUUAUAGAUCUAUCCGAUCCAGAAAUCGCAACUCCUAUAUCAGAAGAUGAAUUAUCAGAAUUGAAUGCAAAGUUUUCAUCCCUUUUAGAAAAUUGGACCAUCUUAGAACCCGAAGCAGAGAAAUGCUUGCAAUCUCUCGAAAAGAAUUAA